AUGGCCCAAAUCCGUGGCACCGCGGGCUACAACCUCGGCCACCAAAAUCCGUUUGGCGGACCCGGUAGCGCAGAUGCCACCAACGAUCCGAGUCCGCUGGACGCUAUUCGUGAGCAGACAAGCAAGAUUGAGGACUGGCUGGACACCAUGGCCGACCCAGUGAAGCCCUACCUUCCCGCCAUCGGCCGAUUCCUCAUUGUGGUGACCUUCAUCGAAGAUUCGCUGCGCAUCCUCACACAAUGGAGUGACCAGCUCCUCUACCUCCGUGAUUUCCGCAAGAUUCCUUGGGGAAUCACCCAUACCUUCCUGAUUGUCAAUGUCAUCGCCAUGGCUGUUUGCUCUACUUUGGUCAUUGCCCGCAAGCGUACCGAAUAUGCCGUCGCGGGAUUGCUCGCCGUCGUCAUCACCCAGGGACUUGGAUACGGUCUCAUCUUCGACUUGAACUUCUUCCUUCGCAAUCUGAGUGUCGUCGGUGGUUUGCUUAUGGUCCUUUCUGACUCCUGGGUGCGCAAGAAGUUCGUUCCUGCGGGCCUUCCUCAGCUCGAGGAGAAGGACCGCAAGAUGUACGUCCAGUUCGCUGGCCGUGUUUUGCUGAUCUUCCUCUUCAUUGGCUUUGUCUUCUCCGGCGAGUGGAGCUUCUGGCGCAUUCUGGUCAGCCUGUUUGGUCUUGUUGCUUGCGUCAUGGUCAUCGUUGGUUUCAAGGCUAAGUGGAGCGCCAUUAUUCUGGUGGUGCUGCUGAGUUUGUUCAACGUGUUUGUGAACAACUUCUGGACGCUGCACCCGCACCACCCCCACAAGGACUUCGCCAAAUAUGACUUCUUCCAAAUCUUGUCGAUUGUUGGUGGUCUGGUCCUUCUUGUGAACAUGGGUCCCGGUCAAUUGAGCAUGGACGAAAAGAAGAAAGUCUACUAG
Messenger RNA from Penicillium soppii, 912 nucleotides. Its product is annotated as protein ERV29. Lineage: Eukaryota; Fungi; Ascomycota; Eurotiomycetes; Eurotiales; Aspergillaceae. The transcript has 5 exons. Gene Ontology annotation, cellular component: endoplasmic reticulum; membrane; endoplasmic reticulum-Golgi intermediate compartment. Bases 1 to 912 code for a protein of 303 amino acids. The record is from RefSeq and is a predicted model, not a curated record. Gene Ontology annotation, biological process: Golgi organization.